Molecule: messenger RNA, 822 nt
Organism: Glycine soja
Lineage: Eukaryota; Viridiplantae; Streptophyta; Magnoliopsida; Fabales; Fabaceae
Product: transcription factor bHLH162-like
Exons: 3
Coding region: 16-534 (172 amino acids)
Biological process (GO): regulation of transcription by RNA polymerase II
Cellular component (GO): RNA polymerase II transcription regulator complex
Molecular function (GO): protein dimerization activity; DNA-binding transcription factor activity, RNA polymerase II-specific; RNA polymerase II transcription regulatory region sequence-specific DNA binding
Source: RefSeq, a predicted model, not a curated record
AAGGGAUAUUAAUUAAUGGAGAACAACCCUAGUUCAUCAUCAAGAACUGAUAGAAAAUUCAUUGAACAGAAUAGAAGAAAUCAUAUGAAGGAUCUUUUCUUCAAGCUCAACUCAGUUGUGCCUCAUCAAAGCUCAAGGGAGGCCAUUUCGCGGCCGGAUCAGAUAGGUGAAGCCACAAAUUACAUAAAGAAUUUACAGAUUAAAUUAGAGAAAAUGAAGGAGAAAAAGAACAACCUAAUAGACAUUAAAAGAUCAAAAAAUGUUAGCAUGAAUAUGGGAUUGUUGAAGUCUCCACAAUUUAAAAUCCAACAAAUGGGUUCAACUUUAGAGGUUUUUCUAAUAACUGGGUUGGAUUGUCAAUUCAUGUUCAAUGAGACCGUUCGUGUUCUUCAAGAAGAAGGAUCAGAUGUUGUUAAUGCCAGUUAUACCGUUGUUGAAAAUGAAGUUUUUCAUACAAUACACUGUCAGGUAGGGGAAUCUGCAAAUGGAGCUUUGAGGAUAUCUGAGAAAUUAAAGAAGUAUUUCAAUGGCUGAUAGCAUUAAUUAUUGGUGGAAAUCUAAAUUGAAUAUUCUCAAGAGGAUACUAUACCACCGUUUUAUCUAGUAAGCAAUUUCAUAUUCACUGUCUUGCGUUGGCUUCACAAUUAAGAUUUGAUCGAUUUACGUGGGUGUGAGCACGCACUUGUAUGUUUAUAUAUAGAACUUGUGAAAUCUGAUGAAAAGGUUGUUUAGUUUGUUACUAUAGUUUGGAUAUCAAACAUGUGUUCCGAUUUCAUAUACGAUAUAUCUAUAUAAUGGAUGAUAUUGAAAUCUAAGUCUCUU